AUGCAAUCAGAUUCACUUUACAAACUGGCUAUCAACUGUGCAGAAAGACAUAUAUCUGCUGUUGAUUUCGUCAAUCUAUAUAAGGAGUUUUAUAAUGAACAAUAUGGUUCUCAGAUUGAAAAUGAGGAGAAUCCAGAAAAGAGCAGUACUAAAGCACUAGAGACUGCUGAAGUCAUUACCACUAAUAUAGUCAAGUUAUUAAAUGGAGGCAAUCAUUUAGUGUUGGUUGAUUAUGUUGUUCAAAUUUUAUUUGUCAAUUACAAUCCAGAACUUGUUAAAUCUACUAUGUCCAAAAUAUAUUCUGUUAAUGAUGAAAAGAUGUUGGUUCAUUUUUACUCAAAAUCAUCAUCUUUUUUUGCAAAAUUGUCAGAUUCAUUGAUUAUUGAAAGAUUGGUUAAAGAUCUUAAAAAUUGUAUAAUUCCAAAUAUUUUAUCUAUGGAAGUGAAUAUCAUGACAAAUGCACUAGUUGUUAGUGUUGCAAAAUUUCUACAAGUAAUUUUGAGGUUUCUAAGUAGUCCAAUUGUUAUUGAUUCAGCCAUUGAUAGAAAUAAUAUAAGUUCGUUUUUGAAAAAGUUAUCCCAGUCCAAUAAAUUAUUGCAUAAAAAGGUGUCACAAACUAUGGAUUGUAAAAUUAUAUUCAAGGACACUAAACCUGUGUUUCAAAAUCCUGCAACAACUCCAUAUUCUACUUCACCAAGCAUCACUUCACCACAUUUUAUGCAAAGUCCGAUCAAUUAUAGUAAACAGAGUUUAUUGAUGGAAAAUAAUGUUAAUAAAUAUAAGGACUCUAAACUCUUACGCUAUUACAAAAAUCUUUGGUUAAACAAUAAGAUACAUAAAUGGAAAAUAAUGAGUCCGGAUUGCUUGACAAAUUAUGCUUCAAUAUGUACAGAAUUGUUUGUAGAUGGUCCAUCAUCUUCAACUUUAACUGAUGAAGUACUAAUUGAUCUUAUAGAAACCUCAUUCAUUUCAUUUGCACAAUUUGUUAGUAAUAAACAAUAUCACCAAUCUAAUGCAUAUUUAACUCUUUUAGAAAGAAAAUGGGUUAUUUAUAUUUCGAAACAAUUACCGUUAUUAAUUAUUGAAAAUUCAUCAGGAAACAAAAACAUAAUUGAUAUAGCGAUGAACAAAAUUGAUGACAAAGUUACUAAAGCUAUCAAAUCAUAUUAUUUAGAUAAAAAUGAUCAAAAAAAUAGAAAUGAAGACUUAUUUGAUGACUCACCUUCCUCUACCUUAGAUAUCAGACAUGAAUUUAUAAAAUCACUUAUUGCAUUAAAAUUUCAAGAUUCAAAUGCAGUGAAUAAGUAUUUAUCGGAAGAUCAAAGUUUGGAUGUGGAUAGUCUUCCUGUAAAUGAUAAUUUGACGAUUACCAAUGCUCAAGAACAACUUGAAACUAUUGUAAAUAUAUAUGACUUUAUUAUUAACUCUUUGGAUGUUGUAAGUCCGGAUGCAUUUGGUGACGGUAUUAAUGAUUCAAAUAAUCCAUUAAGACAAUUGCUUUUAAAUUUUGAUACAAUUGCUCCGACAAAACAAAGAGAACUAUCAAAUAGUAUUUGCGAGAUAAUAAAUGAAUCAGUAGAAACAAUGAAUUUUAUGAGGCUUGCUACAUUAUCAUCGUUAUUGUCGAUGAACUAUUGUCACAGUCUUACAUCCCUUCUUUCUUAUGUGGAACCAGGAACUCUAUUGAAACCAUUGGUUACAUUCAUCGAUAUCAAAUGGGAUUCAUUUACGAAAAAUGUGGACAUGAAUUCAAACGAAUCAGAAAAUGCAAUAAGUCGUAUGGCAUUUAAUUGGGUAUCAUUGUUUAUAGUUACGAUUGGAAAAAUGUAUCAUUUGAAUAUAGAAGACUAUAUUUCAUUAACCCCUGAAAACAAAAGGAGCCAUGCUUAUUCCAUACAGCUUUUGUCUGAAAUAGUCAAUAUAAAUGAUGAUUUUACCUUUGAAUCCGAUCUAGGCAAAUCAGUAAGUAAACAAAAUGCUGAUUUAGAAGUUCAAAAAUGGUUUCAAGCAUUGUUUGUUAAUGGUGCUCUCUCAGAUAAUAUGACCCAAAACAUUGAUCCUAAAGAAAUUAUAAAUCUGAUACCAUUCAUGUUCAAACAGGUAAUCUUAGGUGUUGAAUCUGAAAUUAUUGAUGAUAUCUCGAAAGUAAUCGAUGGUUUUGCUUUUUUCUUGCAUCCAGCUUUGAUAGUUGGUAUGAUAAAGAUUGUAUUUUGGUUAGGCAACUAUCUAGAAACUCUGAAAGAGAACUCUGUCCCAGAAGUUAUAUUAGAAAACGUAUUGAAAUUACUUAAUUGUAUUAUUUCCCCGGAUUCAUUAAAUGUUGACUCGAUGUUAUUCCAUACAGUUCUGCUGAGAUUAAAUUCUGUGAAAUUAAUAAAAUCCUCACGUAAUUUUAAAGUACAAUCUCAGUCAAAUUAUGGGAUAUAUUCAUCUGAAUCUCAAAGUCCCCCUGUUGUGGAAAGUUUAAUUCUUAAAUUAACUUAUGUUUUAAAUAUUUCUCCAUUUUAUGAUAUUGAUUCCAAAAUAACAAGCACUGAAAGUCAAUAUUCUCAGAAGCAACCUGCAUUUGGUAAGUUUUUACUAACUAAUGAACAACCACUGAAUAAAAUAAUUUCAAACCAAAUUAACUCUUUCUGGAGUUUACACAGUAGCACAUACUACAAUAUUGAUUAUUUGAAUAUUUUGAUAGAGUUAGUGUCGCCAAAGAAGUUUUUGGAAGAUGUUCUUCAUACUCUAGGUAAUAAAUUGACCAAUUAUGGUGCACCUGGUUCAAGAAAAAAGGAUAUGAAUGAUGGUUGGGAACAAGUCUAUGAUUAUGUUUUCUAUUUCAUGGUUCUGUAUGAUAUAUCUUCCAGAAGGGAGGCAUCAGAAAUGAUUAAUUGGCUUGAGAACAAUGGAAAGGAAAAUGUUACUGAAAUUGAACAAAAAGUUGAAACGGUACCUGACACAGUCAUGAAAUUUCAAACUUCUCAAGAUGAUGACUUUGAUGUUUUAUUUGGAGAAAAUGAACAGAGUGUACAAAGUCAAGAUGAUAUGAAUGGAGUUGAGCAAGAUAUUGGAAACACUUUGCCAGUAGAUUAUACUGUUAUGGAGAGCAAAGUUCCUGUUCUAAAACACCAUAAAUUUGGUAGAGUUUUAAAAGAUAAAAAGCUAGCAUAUGAUGAAGCUCUGAAACGCAAGGAGAUAACACCGGAACAACACGAAGUGGCAUGUCAUUACUAUAAUAAAUAUUUAAGUGUUGUGAAGUCAAGUAUAUUUUAA
Tetrapisispora phaffii CBS 4417 is the source of this 3261-nucleotide messenger RNA. RefSeq names its product Nut1p (gene NUT1). Gene Ontology annotation, cellular component: mediator complex. Bases 1 to 3261 code for a protein of 1086 amino acids. The transcript has a single exon. The record is from RefSeq and is a predicted model, not a curated record. Gene Ontology annotation, molecular function: transcription coregulator activity. NCBI's taxonomy places the organism in Eukaryota, Fungi, Ascomycota, Saccharomycetes, Saccharomycetales, Saccharomycetaceae. Gene Ontology annotation, biological process: regulation of transcription by RNA polymerase II.